This is a messenger RNA of Homo sapiens (human), 13827 nucleotides long. It is a transcript of the gene DTWD1, whose product is annotated as DTW motif tRNA-uridine aminocarboxypropyltransferase 1. Gene Ontology annotation, molecular function: tRNA-uridine aminocarboxypropyltransferase activity. Bases 259 to 1173 code for a protein of 304 amino acids. The transcript has 6 exons. The record is from RefSeq and is marked validated. Gene Ontology annotation, biological process: tRNA modification. Lineage: Eukaryota; Metazoa; Chordata; Mammalia; Primates; Hominidae. Gene Ontology annotation, cellular component: nucleus.
ACGGCCCGGCGCGUGGCUCGGGCUCGGGCGGAGCUGGAGACGUGUGGAGCUGUUCGAGGACUCGCGGGUGUGCAGGGAUGCGGUUUAAUAUUUUCAUGUGAUUCCUAAAAGAAUCUGAGGCUCAAGAAAAGAGGGCAUCUUAAUAUCCUGCACUUUCAGUCAUUGAGGGCAUGAUCACAAAGAUCAAAGCCAUUUUUAGGCAGUGCACCUAUGAUAUGUGUUUUAGAAAUAGCCGUUAAACUUUGGUUUGAAUGAAGAAUGUCUCUCAAUCCACCUAUAUUUCUCAAACGAAGUGAAGAAAAUAGUUCAAAAUUUGUGGAAACAAAACAGUCACAAACUACUUCCAUAGCUUCAGAAGAUCCCCUUCAAAACUUAUGUUUAGCAUCUCAAGAAGUUCUUCAAAAAGCUCAGCAAAGUGGGAGAUCAAAAUGUCUCAAAUGUGGUGGUUCCAGAAUGUUCUACUGCUAUACAUGUUAUGUUCCAGUUGAAAAUGUACCUAUUGAACAGAUUCCACUUGUGAAGCUUCCAUUGAAGAUUGACAUCAUUAAACAUCCAAAUGAAACAGAUGGCAAAAGUACUGCUAUACAUGCAAAACUCUUAGCACCUGAAUUUGUAAACAUUUACACGUAUCCGUGUAUUCCAGAAUAUGAAGAAAAGGACCAUGAAGUUGCACUCAUUUUUCCUGGACCUCAGUCUAUCUCAAUAAAAGAUAUUUCUUUUCAUCUGCAAAAAAGGAUUCAAAAUAAUGUUAGAGGCAAAAAUGAUGACCCUGACAAGCCAUCUUUUAAACGCAAAAGAACUGAAGAACAAGAGUUCUGUGAUUUGAAUGACAGCAAGUGCAAAGGCACAACACUGAAAAAAAUUAUAUUUAUAGAUAGCACCUGGAACCAAACAAACAAAAUAUUCACUGAUGAGCGACUUCAAGGGUUGUUACAAGUUGAGUUGAAAACAAGAAAAACUUGCUUUUGGCGCCAUCAAAAAGGAAAGCCAGAUACUUUCCUUUCUACAAUUGAAGCCAUUUACUACUUUCUGGUAGACUACCAUACUGAUAUAUUAAAAGAGAAAUACAGAGGGCAAUAUGACAAUCUUUUAUUUUUCUAUUCUUUUAUGUACCAGUUGAUAAAGAAUGCCAAAUGCUCUGGAGAUAAGGAAACAGGAAAACUUACACAUUAGUUUUUAACAAGCCACUUAUGUCUUUUUAUUUUGCUAACAUUAAUAAACUUAUAUUUGUGCUUUGUUUUUUCUUAAGAAAUAAUCAUAUAUAAUGCCUGUAAGACCAUUUGAAAAAAUUCCAGUUUCAUAUAUAUCACUUCAUAUUUCUUGAAGGAAAUUGUAUCUGGGGGAAUUUUUCAGAGAUACUGUUGAUUGAAAAACUUACUUCAGAAGUUAUUUGCUCAGUGAAACCUCAGUUUCAUUACUACAUUUUAAUAUAGUGUGUUAUGUCUCUGUGAUUAGAUAUAACAUAUUCCAUUAGAUCUAAUUAGCUAUUUAUUUCAACAUCUUUAUAUCUUUUCACCUGUACUCAUGACCACCUUUAGAAGUAAAUGGGGUUACAAUCUGCUGGCUGAAAAAUAGGUCAUAAGUGAUUUUUCUUGAGGUUAGUAGCAAACAUAGGCAGAACUAGAAUUAGAAUUCUGGUAUCUAGGGCUGUUUCUUUAAGUCCUAAGGUUGUUAAAAGCAGAGACUCUGGAGCUAGACUACCUGAAUCUAAAUCUCAGCCUUUCUGCUUAUCAGCCAUGUCAUUUUCUUCCAUUUGUACAAAGCAGGCAAUACUGAGCAACUACCUUAUAGGAAUAACUGAGUUAAUAUCUAAGGGGCUUUCAGCAGUACCUGAAAUAUAGUAAGUGUUACAUAUAUGUUUACUCUUUUUAUUUUAUUUGGAAUUGUGAACUGAUAAUAAUUGAAGCCUACCUGCUAGUGGCCAUCUCUGCUGCCAGGUGAAAAGAGCCUGACUUAGAAUGAAGUCAGCGAAGGAAAGCAGAGUGGAGAGAAAAAGAGAGACUGAGUCCUGAUGACAUCAUUUAUUUACCUAGACCUAGCUGCUUGUGAAUAGAGCCCUACUGUGCUGAAUAGCUUCUGUCUGCUCUUUUCUAUUCUGCUCCCUGCUCUGUGAGGUAGGUUCCUUUGCUCUCUUGCUUUUGGUUGGGUUCAACAAAUGGGAAGCACCAGUGGGAGAUUAGAAGUUGAGAGGAAAAUGAAAUGAUGUUAUUUAUUUCCCUGGCUCCUUUCCUGCCAUGUCAUCAUCAGUUGGCUGUGUUCCUCUACUAAAUAGUACCUUAUCAGGAAUCCUAUCUCUUCUGUUCCCAAGCAGUUACCCCAGUUACCUCACUAGGUUUAGUUCCUGCUCCCUCCCUUUACCCCUUUUCACUUAGGGUUGGUAAUAGCUUACAGUUAUUACUAGCCCCAGUAUAGUUCACUACAACUUGUUGCUUUACCUAAACCCUGCUCAUACAUUUGUAAAUACUGUAGUUGUUUUAUUACACUCUUCUCAAAUGUCCCCACUUGAAAUAGCCUUCUAUUUCUUUUGGGGACUCUGAUAAAUUCACCUGUUUGGGUGAAAUAAUAGCACAUUUCCUGAAGUAUAUACAGUGGGACACAUGAUGUUUUAUGGGGGAAAGAGUUCUUGGUGAAAUUAGUUUGCUGUACAUUACGUUGUUUCCCUCCCAGGGAUUCAGAAGGCAAAACAUAUUAAAGGUUCUGAAAAGUCCUGAAAUAAACAUUUUGAACUUUAUUUAAGCUGAUAUAUCUUAAACUUACUUGAAUAUGUAGCACCUAUUAACAUGCCAUGGAAAUAGGACGUUUGGAGUAUUGUAAUUAAGAACAAUUCCUAUUAAUAUACAUGGGGCAACUGAGAAUUAAAGAGGUAAGUAAAUUAUUGAUAGAUCAUACACCUAGUUAGUAGCAGAGCCUGUUCUAGAAUCUGGAACUUCUGAUUUGGUUUGGUUCAGUAAGGUCACCAUUAUAUUAUGCUAUUCAUAAAAAGGAAUGUGGAUUAUAUAAGGCUUGAACAUUAUUAGUCUUACAGUCUUAGCCAAAUAAACUAACUGGCUUGCUUAUUUUAGCAGUUAUUCUACAAGAAUGGAAUUAAAAUAGAUUUUUUUUUUCAUGUUUAGAACUUGGCCCUGGGAAUAGAGGAAGGCUUGAAUUGAUUUAAGCAGGGCCAAAGUUGGAUUUCUCUAGGCUAAAUUUGGACUUCCCUGAGCCAAAAUCUAUUGCAUUUAACUGGCUUUACAAACCAACUAAACAUAACAGUUCAGAGGGAAAAGAAAAAAAAAAGCGAGAGACAGAGAACAAUUCUAUCACUCAUUUGCCUCCAUCUCUCAGCUGGCAUAAGAAAGAUGACCCACGUACUUCAUAAGAGCCUAAUUUACAGCUAAGGCCAGAUAAAAUCUCAGGUUCUUUUCAAAAGAAGUUAGUAAUACCUAUUAGAACAAUGAAUUGACUAUACUUGUCUUAGUUUUUUUUGUUUGUUUUUUGUUUUUUGUUUUUUUGGUGUGAUAGAUGUAACAGUGGCCCUAAUUCUUUAUCCUUGCUUGUAUUCAUGGUCAUUUUUCAGGUUCCUUUGAAGUACUCCCCCCACUGUGAUUCUGGGUCAUCUGCAUUCAGAGAUUUAGUGCAUUUUUACUUACACUUGUGCUUCUGCUGUUGACAUAAGAAUAUGCAUGGCUGAGUUAGCCUGCUGGAGCAUGAGACUCCAUGGAACAGAGCCAGGUUGCCCUGGUCACCCUCACUGAAUCUUGUCUAGAUUGGCUGAUGGCCAGCCAAACCCAAGAUAUGUGAAUGAUUCCAGCCAAGAUCAGCAGAGUCAUCUAACUGACACCUACCUGAUUCCAAACAUGUGAGCAAGGAAUGUCUAUUAUGCCACCAAUGUCUUAUAGCUAUUUAUUGUGGCUAUAGAUAUCUCAUCUUUGGAUGCAUUAUCAGAUCAUCUUCUUCAAGUACCUUAGAAGAUUCUCAGUCUCAUGUUUCUUGGGCUCUUGACCACUUGCUUUGCCUUAGCUACCACCUCAUAUAGUAACAGAUUACCAGCAGGUUUGUAUGAUUCCUCUGCUUGAGAUCAAUUAGCCAUAUGUUCAGAAUCCCUGGCCUAUAACAACACUUCUGUGCUUUAAAAACCCCAUGCCACAAUGACUGUUAAAAGGGCUAGGCGAUGUAGUCUGGUAGGUUUGUGAAGUUAACUGUCUGAAAAACUUGGAUCAAUGGACUAGAAAAAGCUGCUGGGUAAAUUGCUCUUCUUCUGAUGGACUGUAUAGAGACACUGUUUUUCAUCUUGCCUGUCCAGAAGCGUACUCUGUGGCCAAGCAAGUGUACUUGCCACAUGAUUGGCAGUGUCUCUUCAUGGCUUUUCAUGAAACAGCAGCAAGUGCUACACAGUAAUUUAUCAGUUUGCAUUUGCCUCCCAUUAUUGCCAGCCUCACUUCCUUUCUUCCUCGCUCUUACCAGCCUGGAUUGUACCUUUAAUAAAGUAGUGGAUAUAUUUCCUUUAGGGUCUCUUUUUCUAGGGAAGUCAGGUGUUUUAGUCUGGAUUUAGUUAGAAAAGCAGCAUCGUUACAAGUAUUACAUGAAUAAAGAAGUUUAGUAAAGAAAUUAAGGUUUACCCCAAUGUGAGAAUUACUGGGGUAAUAAAGGUCUGGAAGGCUGCAGCAGAAGAGAUUUAGAGAAGCAGUGACUAACUAGGUCAGCCGGAGAUUCUCAAAGUACUCAUGACUUCAUUUGUAGAAACAUGUAUAUCUUAAGCAUAUCAAGUGUCUCAUUCCUCUAAUCUUUCUAGGAGCCCUUUGGUUCAUCCUGAAGGUCCCCCUAAAUCCCUUCAGAAGUCUUAAAAAGGAGUAAAUGGCCACACCUUUUAUUUGUUCUUUUCUUUGAGGCCAUGUUAAUGGCAGUCCCUUGAUUUGGUCUUUGUACUAGGCUGUUUUUAAUGAUCACAUUUUAUUUGAUGAGAAACAAUUUUAUUUUCUAGUUCUGCAUAUCCUAGGUUAUGUAUUUCAUUUCAGUUCCAUUUCCAUACCCAUUGCCUUAAUUUUGAGCUUGUCUGUUUCUUACAUUUCUCAUUUUGACAGAAUAAGCUGACUGUUAUUAAGUACAAUAGAUAAGGUACCUAAGAGCCUCGAAACAUCACCAAAUACCAUGAAUGCAUUAGGUAUAUUUUUUGUCUUCCAUGUUACUGGAAGCAUUAAUUAUAGCAACUUUUUAUCUCCAAAUACUGACAAUUAAAAGACCCUAGUGAAAACUUUAACCAAACACUUACUGACCCUACAUUGAAGGCCACCAGCCAAAAAUCACCACCCAUACAUAAGAGCCAAACAUCACUAGACACUUGGUGAAAUCCUUCAAAUAUAAAAGGGGAAAAGGAGGGGAGAAAAUCCAAAGGAAAUAGACAAACGGAGAAUAAUGGCAACAAAAAAAAAACUGUCUUCAAAAUAAGAGUAUAUUAUAUUCACAAAACAAGAAUAGGAGAGUGUGAAAAAGAACAAGCAAUAAAAAAGAUCUCAGAAAUUUAAAAAGUGAUUGCUGAAAUAAAAAUUAAAUAUAAGAGUUGAAGAUAAAAUAUAGCAUAAGAAUAGAAAAUUCUGAAUUCCAAAUACCUAAGGCCAAUCUUAGUUAAAAGUUGUAAAUGCAACCAUAGGCUACAUGUUACAUUGUAUUUAAUUAAAAACCUUAAGAGGAAAGGCAAUAGAGCUUGUAACAGCUAUUACCCUUGGUUGUAAAGGAGAAGGUUGGAGAUUAUUUGUAUACCAACUACUUAAGUUUACAAAAAAUAAUGAGCAUUAGGUAGAUGGAAUGAAAGUCUAUUCAUACACUGUAUAUUAAGCUCUAUAUACACUGCAUAUCAUCAUCAUGACAUUGAGUUUCUAGCUGGAUUGCAGAGAUGAGCCAAAGCGCUUCUCCCCAAAUUAUUAUUUAUUCAUUUUUGAGACAGAGUCUCACUCUUGUCUCCCAGGCUGCAGUGCAGUGGUGCGAUCUCAGCUCACUACAACCUCCACCUCCCAAGUUCAAGCAAUUAUCAUGCCUUAGCCCCCCGAGUAGCUGGGAUCACAGGCAUGUGCCACCACACCCCGCUAAUUUUUGUAUUUUUAGUAGAGAUGGAGUUUUGUCAUGUUUGGCCAGCCUUAUCUGAAACUCCUGACCUCAAGUGAUCCUGCCUUUGCUUCCCAAAGUGCUGGGAUUAACAGGCCUGAGCCACAACACCCAGCCUAAAUUAUUUUUAAUUAUGACAUUUUUUGUAUUCCCUUGAGGCACUGACAACUAUAGUCUUAUUUUAUAUGUUAUAGUGAAUCAUAUUUAUCUCAUUAUAUAUUACAGAAUAUUUUGUUUGAUGGAGAAAAUUCACUGACCUGUGCUGUAAUGUUUAUACCAGCAAUUAGCUGAUUGAUUUACUAUGACCUCACUCUUUAUUCAGCAGUUCUGCCACUAUUACUAGCUAAUCCAACAACGAGGCCUUAUUUUGGCUUUCUUUCGAAAGGUCAUUUCUGACCCCAGCUUGAAGUUUGUUUAUUUUCACUUGAAGAGAUCUCUCAGAAAGUCAAAGAAAAUAGGAGGAAAAAAACUUAAGAUUAAGGGCCAAUCUAAGAGGUCCUUCAUUUGAAUAAUAGGAGUAACAGAAUGGGAAAGGCGUGGAAAAAAAUUUGUGAUUUCUAAAAUUGAGGACAUUAAGUCAUUAGAGUAAAAAAAAGAUGUACAUUAAGGCUUAUCAUCAAGGAAUUUCAGAACACUGUGGAUAGAAAAUACUAAAAGAUUUCAAACAGAAGAAAUAGGUCGUAUAUCGACCAAUAAUCAGGAUAUUAAAGGACUUCUUAACAACAUUGGAAACUAGAAGACAUGGGGUGAUGCCUUUAGAACUUUAAGUGAAAAUAGUUUUCUAUUUGGAUUCUAUUUUUAGUCAUGCAAUUAAUCAAGUAUGAAUAUAGUAUAAAGACACAGAAGGUCUCAAAGGUAUUACCUCCCAUAUAUUCUUGAGAUAAAGAUGCUUAGGAGAAUACUGAAGAUGUUUUCCAGUAAAACGGAGAAGGAAACCAAAAACCAAAAAAGAGAGCAUUAAGAAGUCAGCAGGCCAGGCGCGGUGGCUCACGCCUCUAAUCCCAGCACUUUAGGAGGCCAAGGCAGGUGGAUCGCCUGAGGUCUGGAGUUUAAGACCAGCCUGGCUAACAUGGCGAAACUCUGUCUCUACUAAAAAUACAAAAAUUAGUCGGGUGUGAUGGCAUGUGUCUGUAAUCCCAGCUACUCGGGAGGCUGAAGCAGGAGAAUCACUUAGAACCUGGGAGGCAGAAGUUGUAGUGAGCCGAGAUGGUGCCAUUGCACUCCAGCCUGGGUGACAGAGUGAGACUCCGUCUCAAAAAAAAUAAAUAAAAAAAUAAAAAGUCAGCAAAGGGAAGUUUCAGGGUUUCAGGAUUCAUUCAUCCAUUCUAAAAAAUUUUGAGUGCAUACUAUGUGUCAAAUUAUUGUCUAGGUGAUGGCUAUAGCAUGCCGAGGUAGUAAGUGCUAAGAAGAAAAUAAAGCAGAGUAAGGAACUGAUAGUGACUGGUGCAGGAAAGGGGUGCCAGUUUAAAUAGCAUGGUCAGAUGGAAAAGCCUGUGAUAAGGUAAAAUUGAGCAGAGACCUAAAUGAGAGAGAGUGAACCAUGCGAAUAAUUAAGUGAAUAAUGUUUUAAUUAUAGGGAACAAUAUGUGUGUGUCUAUAUAUAUAUAUACACACAAAGGUACUGAGGCAGCAGUAUACUUGGCAUGUUUGAGGAAUAACAAGGACACUAGUUUGGAACAGUGUGUGGGAGGGAAAAAAUGAUAGAAGAUGACAUCAUAGGGAGUAAUGGUGUGGAGCCAUGGUAAGAUGUUAAGAUUUUACUCUGAGUGAUGAGAUAGGAAGCCAUCAGAGAAUUUAAGCAAAUGAGUGACAGGAUCUGACUUAUAUUUUUAAAGGAUUAUUUGGCUUCUUUAUGAAAAAUAGACUGCAAGAGAGUAAGAAAUAAAAUAGGAAGAUCAAUUAGAAUGCUAUUUCAGUAGUCCAUUUGAGAGAUGAUAUUUGCCUGGACAAGGGUUGUGAUCAUGGGCGAGUGGUACAGAAUGACAAGAUCCUGCAUGUAUUUUUAAGGUAGAGCCAGUAUUUGCAGAUAGUUUAGACAUUGUGGUAGAUAUGAAAAUGUGCUGCCUAUAUCCCCCUUCUAGGAAGGACUUGCUAAUUAGCUGCAGGGAGUGUGAAGAACAGAAAUCCACCAGUAUCAGCACUUCAUCUGCAACAGCUAUAGAAAAAGCUUCACCUGAGGUUACCCUCGUCUUAGAUCUCAGGGCAGCCCUCAGUGGAGAUGUAAGGCCUUGCUACUUCAGCCUCAUUUAUUACACUGUCAGGCAAAACCUUCCUCAGAGCUCCCUCUAUUACAACUUAAUUUCUUCUUCUGCCCAAUCCUGCUUCCUCCCCUUCCCCUGAAAGGUGACACUUUCUAAUAAACAUCUUACACCCCAAACUCCAUCUCAGCAUUCCUCUUUAGAGGACUCGACCUGUGGUAAUUGUUAGUAGGAGUGAUCUGAGCUGCCAAUGAGAAUCCCAUCACAUGUGGCACAUGGAACAAAAGCCCAUGGCUCAAGGUGGUAACUUUUAUUAGUGGUAAAAUGAGAAGAUUUACCCACGGAAGAGAAUGUGCCAGCAAGUGCAGUAUAUCAGGUAUUUGAGACUCAUGAAGGAAAUAGUAAAUUUAAGAAUAACAGAAUUGAAUGGCCAAGUGCCACUAAUGCUCUGUAGAAAGAGGGCUUCUUUGGUUGCAUACAAAUCUCAUCUAGAAUUUAAUAGUCCAAGUAGCCAAACUGGUAUUUGUCCUUAAGAAUAAAUACUGGAAGAUCAAGCACAGAAAGUCUAGAAUAGAGGCAUGUGAAUGGACAUACUUGUGUCAAGUAUGUACAUGAACUGUGAAGGUCUCUGUAUUACGUGCAGUGCCCACCAGAGAGCAUUCAGUACUGAAGAGUCUCUAAACAAUAAAGCAAACUAAACACAUUGCCUAGUUGACGUCAUCCUUCCUGCUUCAGUUAUUCGCCACCCAGUGCUAGCACAGUGGGCACAUGAAUGGAAUGUCCACUGUGGAAAGGAUGAAGACUAAGCAUAGGGUUCAGUAGCUUGAGUUUCAACUUACCAAGGCUGCCUUAGCUGCUGCUGCUGUUGAAUGUCCAACCUACAAGCAACACAGACAAUACUGCACCCCUGAUAUAAUACCAUUCUUCAAUAUCAAGUUGGUUACAUUGGGCCCCUUCCACACUGGAAGGACCAGCAUUUCCUUGUCAUAGAAAUAGACACAAUUUCCAGAUAGGAGUUUGCUUUUCCUCUUUGCAGAGCCUCAGUCAGUAUCACCAUUUGAGUUUACUUAGUAUUGUAUUGACCAGCAUGCGAUCUCACAUUAUAUCAUAUCAGAUCCGGAAACCUAUUUUAUGGAAAACCAAGCGCAGGAGUGGACCCAUAUCCACAGGAUCCACUAAUAAUAUCACUUUUUUCACCACUUGGAAUUUGUCAGCUUGAUAGAACAUUGGAACAACCUGCUGAAGGUACAGCUGAACACCAGCUCAUAGGCAAAUUCUACAAGGAUAGGAUGCCAUACUCCAAGAUACAGAGUAUGUACUGGAUCAAUUAUCCUUAUAUAGCAUGUGCCCCAAUAUGAAGAAUAAAUGGGUCUUGGAACCCAUUUAUUCCUAGGGGUAGAUGCAAAGAGAGUAGAAGAAGAGGUGCCUCCCCUCCGUGCCAUCACUUUUAAUGACCCAUAUGGUACUUUGCACCUCUUCAUAACUCUGAACUCUGCAGUGAGAGGUCUUGGUCCCACAAGGGGACACAGUUUUGCUGAGAGAUAUAUAAAAAAUCUCACUGAAAAACAUAAGCUGCAGCAGCUACCUGGAUACUUUCGGUUCCUUGUGUCUGUCUAGGGAGCAGCAGCCAAUAAAAGGAGUCAAGAUCAGUUGACCCUAAUCAAGAGGAGAUUGGAAUCCUGGUUACACAAUCUGGGCAGAAGUAAUAAAUGUGGUGCCCAAGUGAUAAACCUACCAAAUUGAGACUAAUGUGUAGGUGUGGCAACCCAUCCUCAAAAGGGCAUGAUGGCCUGGAACUCAGGCCUCUCAAGGAAUGUGGGUCUGAAUUAUACCAGAUAAACCACCAGGAGCAGCAGAGGUGGUAGCAGAGGCUGAGGGAAAUCUAGAAUUGAUAGUGGAGGAUGAGGGGAUGUGACAAGUAUUGAUGGCAUUCCCAAGCCCCACUGCAGCAGCAAGCACUGUAAUUUGUCCCACUAAUCUCCCAUCUUCUAAAUUUCUGAGAGGUCAAGAAAAGAGGUCUCUUGAUUCCUUUAGGAACUGCUCCCUAAGCAUACAGGGAGACAUAGAUCUAUGUGGAGCAAAGGGUGGAUUGUAAUAAGCAAAGAGAUACACUGCCUGAUUCACUUUAAGAAAGGACUGACCUCCCAGUUGCAAGGAAUGAGGUCAGCAGCCUCCAACUGUCAGCUCCUUCAGAGUCUGCUUCAACUGCAGAAGGACACUGUGCUUGAGGUCAUACCCUUCCCAUGUCUGGUGACUGAAGUCCAGCUGAAUGUAGCUGCCAAAGUUACCUUAAUGCCCAUGGGAAGCAAAAAAUCAAAGAGUUUAAACAGAAUUUUGAGAAAUCCCAAAUCAGUUUUUUUUCAGCAUAUGACAUUUUGGAGUAGUUUGUUAUUCAGCAAUAGAUAACAGAAAUUGGUAUCAGGAGUGGGGUGUUACCAUAACAAAAGGUUAAACCUUACAUGGUAAAAAGGACUUUGCCUCUGUCAUUAAGUUAAGCACUUUGAAAUGUAGAGAUUAUCCUGAAUUAUCUAGGUAGGCUCAAUAUAAGCAUGAGUCCUUAAAAGUGGAAGACGGAUACAUGAGAGGAUGUCAGAAUGAUGUGAAAUGAGAAGAACUCAACCUGCUAUUGUUGGCUUUACAGGUGAGUGAUAGGAACCACAAGCCCCAAGCAGCCUCUGGAAGCUGGAAAAAGCAAAGAAACAGAUUCUUUCCAGAGUGUCCAGAAAGGAAUGCAGUUCAGCUAACAUCUUGAUUUUAGAUCAGUGAGAUUUUUGUGUUGGACUUCUACAGAACUAUAUAAGAAUAAAUUGUGUUGCUUAAGCACACUAUAAUACAUGUGGCAAGAAGCUGCCAGCUAAGCCUUGAAGAAUAGUGAACAAACUCUUACUGGAGGAUGGGAAGGCAGUAAAUAAAUUAUUGAAUUAUUGAAAUAAAUGGAGGAUUGAGUUAUGCAUUGACAGAAUGCUUAGCAAUAAUUUUGCUUGUCUUAAUGUGGAACAGAAAAUGAAACUUAAUAGCUUGUAGAUGUCUUAAGGAGAUUUCCAGGUGAAUGUUGAAAGUACUGAUGAACUUAUUAUGGCUGCAUCUCAUAAUGUACAGGAAGACAUUUACUGAGUGAACUAAAGAAGGAACUGUUCAAUUUGAAAGCAGAAUUUAGAGGAAAUUUUUCAACCUAGUACUUGUCAUUUUUUUAUAGAAAAGGAAAAAUAGAUGGAAGAUGGAGCCAAAAUCCCAGAGGGAGGAGCCAAGAAGCAAGGAGAGCAAUGGAUUAGGAAACCACUACCAGAGGGAUGAACUGAACCACAAUCAAGGAAUAGCCUCUUCCUUUGGUGUAGGGGGACCCUGAAAACAAUUUAAUUUUAUGCUUCCUGUUUCCUUGUCUCCUUUUUUGAAUGAUAGUCUCUGUGUGGUGUUCCUAUCCUAGAAAACCUUAACUGGGACAAGCUACUCUCAAGCAUCUUCACUUGAGAAACAGUAACUGAGGAAGUUUAUUGUAUCUGGACAUGGUUUAGAUGAUAAGAUUCUGAACUUAAACUUAUGCCAUAAUGGAGUGAGACUCUUAGGGUACAGAGUAAGUACAUUUUUGCAUGUUAGUGAGACAAGAACUGUGGCCGGGGGCAGACUGUGAUAGUUUUUGAAGAUGUCCCUCAAACAAUUCCUUCCCUUCCUUGGACUCCUCUCUUCAGAGGGUAGAGUCCAUUUCCUUUUCCUUUUAAUCUGGAUUGGCCUUCUAACUCACUUUGACCAAUAAAAUGUGGUAAAAGUAAGGUCUGGCAGUUUUCACUUUCACUCUCCUGAACCUUCAUAUUAGAAUUCCAGGAUAUCCUUCUAGAGAUAUCCAUAUCUCUAGGGACAUGGUGAGUCCCUAGAGACACCACAUGGAAAGGCCACCUAGGGAAGAACUGAGAUGCCCCAGUCAAUAGCACUGCCUUAGUCAGUUUGGGCUAGUAUAACAGAAAUAUCAUAGAUUGAGUGACUUUUUUUCUUUAAAAAAAUGAGAUUGUGGAACCUGAAAAUACAGUGUAGUAAGAGUGGAGAGAAAGGCCACCUAAGGAAGAACUGAGACGUCCCAGUCAAUAGCACUGCCUUAGUCAGUUGGAGCUACUGUAACAAAAAAUAUCAUAGAUUGAGUGACUUAAACAACAGAAAUUUAUAUCUUACAUUUCUGGAGACUGAAAAUAUGGAAAUCCAAGAUCAGAGUUUCAGCAUGGUUAGGUGUUUAGUGGGCGCUCCCUUCCUGGUUUGCAGACAGCCAUCUUCCUGCUAUAUCCUCACAUGAUGCAGAGAGAGAGAACUCUGGUAUCUUUGUCCCCUUAUAAGGGCACCAAUCUCAUCAUGGAGGGUCUUCAACCUCAUGGCUUCUUGGAACCAAAUUACUUCCCAAAGUCCUCACCUCCAAAUCUAGCACAUUGAGGUUUAGGGCUUCAACAUAUGAAUUUCAGUGCAUAGAAAGCACCAAGUCCUCAGACAAAGAGAACUUGAACCUUCUAACUCAGCUUAGCCAUUAUCUGCAUGCAACCACAUAAGUGACCCUGGGUAACACCAUCUGGAGCUGAAGAACCACCAGCCAGUACACAGAAAUGAGAAAUUUUAAAAUGGUUGAUUUAGGUAAUUAAGUUUUGGGGUGGUUUAUUACAUAGCAAUUGAUAACUGAUACAACAGUCUUUUCGUUAGUAGAAGAGGGGGUAAGAAAGAAAGACUUAUGAAGAAAAGACCUGUAGAAAAUCGGGCCUACGUACCUCUAUUUUUUUUUCAUACUCCCGUGUUUUUUUUAGUCCAUGCUGGUGGUAUCCUCAUCAAUGCAAUUUUCUUUAAAACUCUGUGAGCCUUUAUAUCAGAUUAGUCCACCCCAUUAGAACAAAAGCAACUUCUAUAAAUAUUGAGACAUUCCCUUUCUACCUUUGGCUAAGAAUUGGGGUGCUAUAGAUAAUUCCCAAAAGAUUAUCUAGCCUACAGGGCCGAUGAGGUAUAGCUUGAAGUCAUUCUAAAGUCUUCACAAAGGAUCUUACAGCCUUUGAUUUUAUUAUCACUCUGGGACCACGUUUUACUGUUGGCACGUUCGGCUUUUCUCAUCUUUUCCCUGAGAUCAUUUAUGAUGUGGAAAUUACUUUGCUGGCUGAAGUUGGGAAUAGAAAACAGUAGAGAAUACUUCAAGAGUAUUCUAGGUAUGCACUAAGUUUAUGGGAAGAUAUGCCAUCUACAUAAUUUACCUUCCUCUCUAGGCCCAUCAUAAAAAUCUUUGAAAAAUUAAUACUACAUUUUAGUAUGAAUAUAAGUUAAACUUAGAGGUGAUAUCUAUUUUGUGGUUAAAUGUGUUAUAAACAUUUAUUUAGUGAAAUACAGUACAAUUACAACAAGCAUCAAUGAAUAUUUAAUGAGCAGCUGUUAAUUUCUGAAGCAGAAAGAAAGAUGAAUAAAAGUUCUGGUUUUACUUUUAAAAGUGAAGGCUAACUGUUAGCUCAAGAAAUACUUUAUGUUUGUCCUAUAUGAAAGUGUUGAUUGCACCUGGUUCUUUGCUGUAAAUUAAAUAAAAAUUCAAAUAUUUGUAAAA